Messenger RNA from Arachis ipaensis, 2313 nucleotides. RefSeq lists its product as uncharacterized. Gene Ontology annotation, biological process: GPI anchor biosynthetic process. Gene Ontology annotation, cellular component: endoplasmic reticulum membrane. The record is from RefSeq and is a predicted model, not a curated record. NCBI's taxonomy places the organism in Eukaryota, Viridiplantae, Streptophyta, Magnoliopsida, Fabales, Fabaceae.
GAGACUGAGCCGCAGAAUAAGGGAGGAGCGGAAGGCUCGCGCCGGCGUACUAGGUGACACCAUCACGCCGCCGUCUGAUCGAAGAGGGAGAAGAACACCGCGCCUACCUCGCCGUCGCCGUGGAGGCCAUUGCUGUCGAGCUGAGUCCAGAGGAAGGCUCGAGGGAGCAGCUGCCUCACGCGAGCUAAGGGAGCUCGUCCUCGCCGAUUUGCCGCCGCGUUGCUCGGGACUGUCGCGCCGCCACCGUCGUCCAGGGAAGACCACCGCCGCGUCGCGUCGAGGAGGAAGGCCGAGACUGAGCGACGCUGGGAGAGAAGAAGACGCGAGACGGAGGAGCUGCGUCCAGUCGCCGCCGUCGCGCCACUGACCGCCACCGUUCCGCCGUCGCCGUCCGUAGGGGUUCUGCCAGGAGAGAGUUCGGGAGCAGAGCAGACGAGAGAGAGAGAUCUGAGGCUGAGUUGGGAGUCCAACCACCGCGCCCAGCCGCCGUUCGCGUCGACGGCGCUGCCUCCGUCGGAACUGCCGCCGUCAGGAAAGGGUUCAAGCCGCCGCAGGUGUUACUGCCGGAGAAGGGAGCUGCGUCUCCGUGACUCUGACCGCCGGGAGUGGUUCUGUGACUUCCGGGACCACCGACGAAGCUUCUGGCUGUUUCUGCCGUCGCCGGAAAACUCUGCCGUCACCAUUGCCGGAGCCCGGGUCGCCGCUGCCGCUUGAAGUGGCUGCUGGGCUGCCGCCGAACCGGUUCGGAGACCGCCGCUGUUUCGGUUCAGCCGUUCCUUCUUCGUUCGAGUCGUUGUGGUGGCUGAGAAAGCGGUUUGGAGCUGAGGUUUUGAUUGCAGUCGAUUCGGGUGGAUACGAAAGGAGUCAGUUAGCGAGUUUGGGUUGUGAUUUCAACGUAUUGAGGUAGCCAGUUCUGUUCAAGGUCCUGAUUGGAAAAGUUAAACAGAAAAUAAACCUACUGCUUCUUCAGUGUUGAUGUGGCCAAAGACAUACAAUUCUGUUGUAGAGGAUUGUGUCUCAUCUUAAUUCUCAAUUAGCUGGUGCUGUAGUAACUCCAAAGAUCUUAAGUGAAACUUUUUGGUGGUUUACUCACGCGUACAGUUUCUCCAUGAAGACUUGGAGGCAAUUUAUUGGACUGUGUAUAUAUUUGUUGGUGUGGAGUUCAUUUAUAUCAUCUCCUAUUGUGGAUUCUGCAAAUUCAAACUUCAACAGUGGAAAUGAAAGAACCUUUCAUCCCGUCAAGAAAUUUGUGAUGCAAUCUUAUUUUGACAGGCACAUAGAAUUACAUGAUUCAGUUUUUGAUAAUUUUAUAUCUCAAGAAGACAAUGUUGGUUUGUGUCAAGUGCUUCCAGAAAACCAUGAUUUUGUGCCAAGAUUGUCAGUUCUGAAGCGAGAUCUUAUUGGCGAAGGUUCUCAUCGUCAUGUGUCUACGUUACUAAAAUUUCAAUCUCAGCAAUUAGAGUCUUCGUCCCAACUUCUAAGCUCCUCGUGUGACUUCAUAAUUAUUGAAAGACUACCUACCGGGGUUUUUGCUGAUCCAUUUGAACUACAGCGACUUGUUCAGCGUGGUGUCUUCAAUGAUGUUGAUGUCUUUGGUGAUACAAAUCUGGAACUUCCUUCCUUCUUGUCUAAUCGUUCUGCUGUUGAAAUACAUUUGGUUGUUGACCCAAAUAAAUUUCUAGAGCCAACUGAUAUCAAGAUUGAGCUUCCAUUGCAUGCGCGCUAUCAACCUCUAAAUGAAAGUGGCUACUCCACAGUUGAACUUGGUAUGCCUGAUAUUCUGGUGCGCUGCAGCACAAAGGAAAGGUCAGAAAAUCAAAAUUAUUUCUUCAAAUUGACCAACAAUGAUGCUGAUGUUAUGUAUGAAGCUGACGUUCUUUGGAGAAUUCCUUCUGGGAAAAAGGCACAUUCUAACCUAGUCUUUGUCAUUACAUUUAGUAUAGCCUUGUUAUCAACUCUUGUAAUUUUUCUCUCGUCAUUAGAAUAUUCUAAGAGCAGAGUGAGAAAAGAUUCCAAGCAAUCUUAGAAGUUCUUCCGCCAAGAAUUCUGGGUAUUGAUUAUGGUGUCUUGUCCCUUCUUUUAUGGGUAUUGACAAAGUUUAGGUGGCUUUAAUAUUGGUCAGUCAACCAAGGUCAGAGUAUAUGUCUGUGCUUAUGAAAAGAGUGUUCAUAGCAAUAGAAACUAGAAAGGACUCGAAUCCACAUUAUUUUGAGAUAUGUUCUGAACAUUGACUUCUUUGCUGACUCUCCUUUACAGUAUAUCUCGUCUAUAAUAACCCCCCAGGCAUGAUUUGGGUGAAAAUUGCUAUUACUA